Rotaria sp. Silwood2 is the source of this 1736-nucleotide messenger RNA. NCBI's taxonomy places the organism in Eukaryota, Metazoa, Rotifera, Eurotatoria, Philodinida, Philodinidae. The record is from the annotation of a GenBank genome assembly.
AUGGAUUUUGCAAAACAACAGCAGAAUAAUAAAGGUCAGCGACAGUUAUUUGACAGUGUAUGGUCAUAUAGUAGUAUUGAACAUGAUGGUCUUGUUCGAUAUCGAGAUCCAUUGAAUCCAUAUGGUGAUUUUCAGACAAUGAUAAAAAUAACAUGUAUUCUUAAACCUGGUGGAUUUCUAUUUUUGAGUGUACCACUUAACGUUCAAGAUUUAAUUCAAUUCAAUUUACAUCGUCUAUAUGGAUCUAUUCGUUUACCACUUUUAUAUCGAAAUUGUCAUGUUGUUGAAAUGCUAGGCACAGCAAUGGAAAGAAUAAGAGGCUCUACUGCUGCUCAACAGUUUGUUGUUUUGCAAAAUAAAGUAGGAUGUAAAAGUUCCUAGCAAAAUGAAAUUCAAAAAACCAAACGACAAUAUGGAAAUUAAGACAGUCUUGUGGAUCUUUUUCUAAAUAAAGCAUAUCAUAUUUUUUAGGAUAAGAUUUUUUGUGAUAAUUGAACUGCAUGAUUUUAAUGAACAAAUAAAUUAAGGAAGACAUUAACUAAGCUUUACAUGCAACAGUAAAUGACUUGUCAUUGUACGAAAGAGAACAUUGAAGAGGUUCCCUUCGUGAAGAAACAUGAAAUACACCUUGUCUCAUUAUUGAAAUUCAAUUUACUGUAUGAAAAAAUAAUUGAUAGCUCGAUCUGCUUUAGAAAGAAAUCCCAUUAUGAUAUCAUCAUGUCAUGACUUGAUGUUAGAUUAAAAUAAAACCAAAACUAUCUUAUCCUUACUGUUAUUAUAAAUGAAUAAAUAAUGAUAUAUGUCUAUAAUUACAUAAAUUCGUUCCUUGGUUUCAUAAAUCAUUCAUUUCAACAGAUAUGAAUGCGAUAAUAGAAGUAUUAUUAAAAACCUACAAAAUGGUCUACGGACUAAAAUCCUCAAUUGAACUUUCAUAUGGAUUGAAUUUAUUGAAAAAUAUUUCUUUUAUACUUACUAAAACUAUUGUGAUAAUGGAACGGCAACAAUUGUUUUCGUCGAAGGUGAGCAUGUCAUUUAGAUGAAUGUAAGAUGACACAAUUAAACAUUUACUAGUUAUUAUCAAGAAAAAACAAAUGUGAUAUUCCGCUUAGUAAGCAUAUGCUAGAAUCAUGAAUUUCGACUACAUGAUAGUCAUACAAUCUCAGUUUUGGCUUAUAUAUCAAGUUCAGAGAUACAGACUUAUUCAAGUUUAAUUGAAAAAUAAUAUCGUAUUUUUUGCUCUAAUGAAAACAAGAUAGAAAGACCAAAAACUUUUAGAACAUUGUAACGGUUUGACUUUUCAUUUGAUUGUUUCUCUUUUUCUACAUGUAAUAAUUCAUUAUCAAAAUGAAUUAGUAUGAUGAAAGAUACAUCAGAAAUGUUUAAUAAAUACACACUUUAUUGUAUUUCUUUAUAAAUCUACUUUCAAUUCGAAAGAUUUAAAUUUAUAUUUAAAAUUUGAAAAUUCGAAAUUUAUCAGUGCACAUCUUUUAAGUGAAAUGUACUCUUGAAAUAUUUCUAUUGUAGCGAAACGCAAGAUUUAACAUAAUCAACUAUAUAAUGCAUGUCUUUGAUGCUAUUUACCUAUUCUCUUAUUGUGUACUAAAAACUGUUGUAUCAUAUAUUAGCUUACUUUACUAUUCUUUUCUUUCCUUCUUUUUAGAAUAUGUCGUAACAAGAUAUAAACUGAGCAACAGUCAAGAACUUUUUAGACGGGGUUGGGUGUGGGUGUGGGUGGG